AUGAUGGUUCGCCGGGGGUUGCUUGCGUGGGUGUCUCGAGUAGUGCUUUUGCUGGUGCUGCUCUGCUGCGCCGUCUCAGUCCUCUACAUGCUGGCCUGCACUCCGAAGGGCGACGAGGAGCAGCUGGGGCUGCCCAGGGCUAACGGCCCCACGGGCAAGGAGGGGUACCAGGCCGCGCUGCAGGAGUGGGAGGAACAGCAUCGCAACUACAUCAGCAGUCUCAAGAGGCAGAUUGCGCAGCUCAAGGAGGAGCUGCAGGAGAGGAGCGAGCGGCUCAAGAAUGCACAGAAUCACCCCAGCGACGCUGUGGGCCUGGGGCUGGAUCAGGGCCCCCCAGAGAAAACGCAGGCGGACCUUCUGGCCUUCCUGCACUCCCAGGUGGACAAGGCGGAGGUGCACACCGGCGUCAAGCUGGCCACUGAGUAUGCUGCUGUGCCUUUCGAUAGCUUCACUCUGCAGAAGGUGUACCAGCUGGAGACGGGCCUGACCCGCCACCCCGAAGAGAAACCCGUGAGGAAAGACAAGCGGGAUGAACUGGUGGAAGCCAUUGAAUCGGCCGUGGAGACCCUGAACGGCCCUGCGGACGGCAGCCCCAGUCGGCGCCCCUACUCGGCCUCGGAUUUCAUAGAAGGGAUCUACCGCACCGAAAGGGAUAAAGGCACUCUGUAUGAGCUCACCUUCAAAGGGGAGCAGAAGCACGAAUUCAGACGACUUGUGUUAUUUCGACCAUUUGGCCCUAUCAUGAAAGUAAAACAAGAAAAGCUCAACAUGGCCAACACACUCAUCAACGUUAUCGUGCCACUGGCAAAGAGGGCGGACAAGUUCCGGCAGUUCAUGCAGAAUUUCAGGGAGAUGUGCAUCCAACAGGAUGGGAGAAUUCAUCUCACAGUUGUUUACUUUGGGAAGGAAGAAAUGAAUGAGGUCAAAGGAAUACUUGAAAACACUUCCAGAGCUGCCAACUUCAGGAACUUUACCUUCAUCCAACUGAAUGGAGAGUUUUCUCGAGGAAAGGGACUUGAUGUUGGAGCCCGCUUCUGGAAAGGAAGCAACGUCCUUCUCUUUUUCUGUGACGUUGAUAUCUACUUCACCUCCGAAUUCCUCAAUACAUGCAGGCUGAACACACAGCCAGGGAAGAAGGUAUUUUAUCCAGUCCUUUUUAGUCAGUACAAUCCUGGCAUAAUAUAUGGCCAUCAUGAUGCGGUCCCUCCCCUAGAACAGCAGCUGGUCAUAAAGAAGGAGACUGGAUUUUGGAGAGACUUUGGAUUUGGGAUGACCUGCCAGUAUCGGUCAGACUUCCUCAAUAUAGGUGGCUUUGAUUUGGACAUCAAAGGCUGGGGUGGAGAGGAUGUGCACCUUUAUCGCAAGUAUCUCCACAGCAACCUCAUAGUGGUGCGGACGCCGGUGCGGGGACUCUUCCACCUCUGGCAUGAGAAGCACUGUGUGGAUGAACUGACCCCUGAGCAGUACAAGAUGUGCAUGCAGUCCAAGGCCAUGAACGAGGCAUCCCAUGGGCAGCUGGGGAUGCUGGUCUUCAGGCAUGAGAUCGAGGCUCACCUUCGCAAACAGAAACAGAAGACAAGUAGCAAAAAAACAUGA
Messenger RNA from Puma concolor (puma), 1596 nucleotides. Lineage: Eukaryota; Metazoa; Chordata; Mammalia; Carnivora; Felidae. The record is from RefSeq and is a predicted model, not a curated record.